AUGACUGACCAACAAACUCAUUCGCUGACAGGCGGCCUGCGUCAGUUACUGACUGACCCACAUAAGGACUUUGUUACUGACCGACAGGUUGACCCACUGACUGACCGACAGGUUGACCCACUGACUGACCGACAGGUUGACCAACUGACUGACCGACAGGUUGACCCUCUGACUGACCCCGGGUCUGAUCGACAGAUUGACCCUCUGACUGACCCUCUGACUGACCGACAGGUUGACCCACUGACUGACCCUCUGACUGACCAACAGGUUGACCCACUGACUGGCCGACAGGUUGACCCUGAGACUGACCGACAGGUUGACCCUCUGAUUGACCCCGAGUCUGAUCGACAGAUUGACCCUCUGACUGACCGACAGGUUGACCCUCUGACUGACCGACAGGUUAACCCUGAGACUGAUCGACAGAUUGACCCUCUGACUGAACGACAGGUUGACCCUGAGACUGACCGACAGGUUGACCCUGAGACUGACCGACAGGUUGACCCACUGACUGACCCCGAGUCUGAUCGACAGAUUGACCCAAUAACUGACCCUUUGACUGACCCACAGGUUGACCCUCUGCCUGACCCCGAGUCUGAUCGACAGAUUGACCCUCUGACUGACCCUCUGACUGACCGACAGGUUGACCCACUGACUGACCGACAGGUUGACCCUGAGACUGACCGACAGGUUGACCCUGAGACUGACCGACAGGUUGACCCACUGACUGACCCUCUGACUGACCGACAGGUUGACCCUCUGACUGACCCUCUGACUGACCGACAGGUUGACCCACUGACUGACCGACAGGUUGACCCACUGACUGACCCCGAGUCUGAUCGACAGAUUGACCCUCUGACUGACCCUCAGGUUGACCCUCUGACUGACCGACAGGUUGACCCUCUGACUGACCGACAGGUUGACCCUCUGACUGACCCCGAGUCUGAUCGACAGGUUGACCCUGAGACUGACCGACAGGUUGACCCACUGACUGACCCCGAGUCUGAUCGACAGACUUACCAACAGGCUAAAUCCUAA
Molecule: messenger RNA, 1035 nt
Organism: Haliotis rubra (blacklip abalone)
Lineage: Eukaryota; Metazoa; Mollusca; Gastropoda; Lepetellida; Haliotidae
Product: clumping factor B-like
Exons: 2
Coding region: 1-1035 (344 amino acids)
Source: RefSeq, a predicted model, not a curated record